Scomber scombrus (Atlantic mackerel) is the source of this 1362-nucleotide messenger RNA. RefSeq names its product CD209 antigen-like protein E. NCBI's taxonomy places the organism in Eukaryota, Metazoa, Chordata, Actinopteri, Scombriformes, Scombridae. The transcript is spliced from 7 exons. The record is from RefSeq and is a predicted model, not a curated record. Bases 43 to 813 code for a protein of 256 amino acids. Gene Ontology annotation, molecular function: signaling receptor activity.
AGAAAAAGCCAUCACACCAACACCUUCAUCAACAAGUAAAAAAUGGCAACGGUUUUCAAUGAAGAAGAGUCUGAGAUAGCUAUGGUAUAUGAAAACUUGCAUGGUGAUUCAGCCAGGAGUCACUGUGGUAAAGACAGGAAAGUGUCUGCUGUACAGCCUGGAAUGAAACUGUACAGACUGGUCGCUGUGAGUUUUGGACUCCUGUGUCUCCUACAAGUUGCUCUCAACAUUUCACUGCAUCUUUCUCUCUACAGUUCUUACUGUACGGCAUUAGAAAUAGUGAAGAAGAACCUGAGUGACUGUGAUAACAAGACACUGGAUAUGGAGGCCAGCAUUGAAACACUCACUGAGGAAAGAGAUGAGCUGAAGAAGAAGCUUUCUGAUUUUGAUUACUACUCCCAACAAGGAUGGGUGUAUUUCAGCGGUAGUUUCUAUUAUGUUUCUGAAAUCAAGAAAACCUGGAAUAACAGUAGAUAUGAUUGUCUUAAAAGAGGGGCGGACCUGUUGAUUGUCAACACCAAAGAAAAACAGGAAUUUCUACAUCACCUCCAAAGGAGAAUCUGGAUUGGACUGACUGACAGAGAGAUAGAAGGGACAUGGAAGUGGGUGGAUGGGUCUCCGCUGAAAACAAGCUACUGGGCCACUGAUGAGCCUAACAGUUAUGAAAGCACAGAUGAAGACUGCGGAGACACAAAGUUCUUUACUGAGAAAAACAGUUGGAAUGAUUCACCGUGUGAAUAUCUUCUUCCCUGGACCUGUGAAAAAAAAAAAAACAGUAGCUCCCUAACUCAGCAACCAAAAGCUGAAAUAUAAAACAUCCUUCUAUCAGUCUCACACUCAAAUAUUGAUUUUGGCAAGUAAAUUAGCACAUUGUGUGUGUGCCGAAACCUCCCAUACGCACGCGCGCGUACACGCACUCACACGCACGCACACACACACACACACACACACACACACACACACACACACACACACACACACACACACACACACACACACACACACACACACACACACACACACACACACACACACACACUAAUUUACAACUGGCUUCAUAAUUGUUGGUUUAUAGUUGUUUUUUGUGACAUGGCAGGUCCAAAAGGGGCUGUGCCAGACAUAUGAAAAUAUGUCAGUACAGUCAAAAUACAUAUUAAUGCUGAACCUUAACAAACAUAGCUGUGUUUCAGUGUAAAUGGGCUUUUUUUCUGGAAAAUAACAAUAUCAGUGUUGUGUUGUCGGUGAGGAGACCAGAAAGCAGUUUGUGUGUUGUUGCAGGAGAGACACAACUGAUCAUAAAAGUCUAUGUUGUCUUUACUGAUCUGCUGCUCAAAAUAAAAUGCUUGCAUUUCUUUGCAGAUA